Messenger RNA from Triticum aestivum (bread wheat), 1356 nucleotides. RefSeq names its product V-type proton ATPase subunit D. The record is from RefSeq and is a predicted model, not a curated record. Gene Ontology annotation, molecular function: proton-transporting ATPase activity, rotational mechanism. The coding region runs from base 149 to 961 and encodes 270 amino acids. NCBI's taxonomy places the organism in Eukaryota, Viridiplantae, Streptophyta, Magnoliopsida, Poales, Poaceae. The transcript is spliced from 2 exons.
AAAAAACGAAUUUCCGAUCCGAUCCGACCCACGACGCAAUAACUCCAAUCUCUGCCCCUCCAACGCGAUCCCCUUCUUCCUCGUCCCUCCUCCUCCCCGUCUUCCCCCGCUCAGAUCUCCGACCGCCGCCCCGCCCCGCCCCGCCGAGAUGUCGGGGCAGAGCCAGCGCCUGAACGUGGUGCCGACGGUGACGAUGCUGGGGGUGGUGAAGGCGCGGCUGAUCGGGGCCACGCGGGGCCACGCGCUGCUCAAGAAGAAGUCGGACGCGCUCACGGUGCAGUUCCGCGCCAUCCUCAAGAAGAUCGUGGCCACCAAGGAGUCCAUGGGCGAGGCCAUGCGCGCCUCCUCCUUCUCGCUUGCCGAGGCCAAGUACGUGGCCGGCGACGGCGUGCGCCACGUCGUGCUCCAGUCGGUCCGCUCCGCCUCGCUCCGCGUCCGCUCCCACCAGGAGAACGUCGCCGGGGUCAAGCUGCCCAAGUUCACCCACUUCGUCGACCCCGCCGGCGCCUCCUCCGGCGGGCCCUCCGGCGCCUCGCCCAGCCUCACCGGCCUCGCCCGCGGGGGCCAGCAGGUCUCCGCCUGCCGCGCCGCCCACGUCAAGGCCAUCGAGGUGCUCGUCGAGCUCGCCUCGCUCCAGACCUCCUUCCUCACCCUCGACGAGGCCAUCAAGACCACCAACCGCCGCGUCAACGCCCUCGAGAACGUCGUCAAGCCCAGGCUCGAGAACACCAUCACCUACAUCAAGGGCGAGCUCGACGAGCUCGAGCGCGAGGACUUCUUCAGGCUCAAGAAGAUCCAGGGCUACAAGAGGAGGGAGGUCGAGCGCCAGAUGGCCGCGGCCAAGCUCUUCGCCGAGGAGCAGCUCGCCGAGGAUCUCGCCCUCAAGAGGGGAGUCUCCAUGGGGGCCGCCACCAACAUACUGGUCGGCGGCGGCGACAAGGACGAAGACAUCAUCUUCUAAUCACCACCCCUCCUACUAUCCAAUUGUUCAAUCGCGGUGGAAACAAUAAGUUCUGGUGCUGGAGCCCCAGAAUGGCAUCUGUUUAUAGAGUGGCGGAGGUUUUUGUUUCAGGCUGUGUGCAGCCUAAAUUAUGGCCAUCCAAGACCCAAAUAAUCUCUCUCUGUACUUUGGGAACCAAACAUUGGUGGGGAAACUAGUGGCUAUGUGCAGUAGUAAAUUCUUUUGUACCGUAUUCCCGAAUUUCAUUUCCCUGCACGCUUGUUUUAGUUACAUAUUUAUUCAGACAAUGUGUACCUGGAUUUCGGCUUGUUUCGCUGUUAACCUGCUCUGCUGCAGACUUGUAUCCUUCUUUGUCGGACGUGUAUCCUGUGGCAUCUACUUAAUUCUUUUCUCAA